CUGAGGUUUUGAAAUGCGGAAAAACACUUGCUAUCGAGGAAACAGAACAGUGCAAGCCAUGGUAACUUGGGUAGUACUAGGAGGGGGCCUGCUCGCUCUCUAUGUGCUGAUAUACUAUAACCUGGUUAGGUGUCCGAAAUGCAGGAGUUCUCUCAAACUAACAGGGAAGACUGUCAUCGUGACAGGUGCCAAUACUGGUAUUGGGAAGGCCUGUGCCCUGGAUUUGGCCAAACGAGGCGCCAGAGUGAUUUUGGCAUGUCGUGACAAAGUCAAAGCUGAGGCCGCUGUUUAUGACAUAAGGAAGGAGAGUGGCAACAACGAGGUGCUCUUCAUGCAUCUGGACCUGGAGAGUCUUCAGUCUGUGCGAUCCUUUGCAGAAACAUUCCUGAAGUCAGAACCAAGGUUGGAUGUACUGAUAAACAAUGCAGGGUUGGCUAGAGGCAAAAUGUCAUCUGAUGGCUUCAGCAUUGAAUUCAGAGUCAAUCACUUGGGGCACUUUCUCCUGACUAUCCUGCUGUUGGAUCGACUGAAACAAGCAAAAGCUGGGCGUGUGGUUGUUGUGGCAUCAGAAGCCCAUCGCUGGGGGAGCAUUGAUUCUCAUGUUCUGAGUGGGGUGGCAACAAAGAACACUGGCUGGUCUACCUUCAGACCAUACUGUGACAGCAAGCUGUGCAACAUCCUUUUUACUAGGGAACUAGCAAACAAACUGGAAGGAACAAAUGUCUCCUGUUAUGCAGUACAUCCAGGGUGUGUCUUCACAGAUCUUUCCAGAAAUAUGAAGUUUUGGCAGAAGCUGCUUUUCGUUCCAUUGGCUAAACUUUUCUUCCGAGAUGCUGAGAAUGGUGCUCAGACCACAAUCUACUGUACAGUUCAAGAAGGCAUUGAGAUGCUGAGCGGCAGAUAUUUUUCUGAAUGCCAGGUGAAAGAGGUCAGUGCUUCAGGUCGAGAUGAUGCCCUUGCCAAGAAGCUGUGGGAGGUCAGUGAGAGGCUUGUAGGAAUAGCAUGAUUUGUUAAAGGGGAUAUGUGCAUAAGAUAUAUUGCUUUUGUGUAGCACUGUUACCUACCCAUAGAAGUUAUUAAUGCAGGUUUCUAGAGCACAGUUGGGUUUGAGAUCAGACAUAUGCUCCUUCUGUAGUAGAUGCCUUUUAGAAAGCAGAACUCUAGAAACUGUGUUAAAUAUAUGGCCUUUACUACCUACGCAUUAUCAUGACCUACACAUUAAAUUAGGAUAGAUGUACCUGUCUAGGUAAAUAUUUGGAAUGAUGUUGAUCAACAGACAGGAAAAUAAGUACAAAACUGUACAGGUGCAGUUAUACAAGUUACAAUGAGCAGAAUGUUAAUUCUGUCUCGCUAGAAAGAUGAUGAAUAAAUUGGAGGUCCCCACCUAAAAGUGAAUACUACACAUGAAGGAACUGUACUGGCCUGAAUAAAGUGCUGAUGCCAGUUGGUUGUAAUUCUUUAAUAUAUUGGCAUUAAUCAAUAAAAUAUUCCACUGUACAUGCAGCUUUAUAGCAAAAGAAAUAAAAUUAAAUUGUGAUGUUUAGUUAUUCAUACACUACUUUGCUUAUAUACUAAGUGCUGUUAUGGGAAAAAUCAAGGAAGACCAUGACAGGUGGGUUAAAAGCAGAACCAGCAGACAUGUUCAGAUAGAUGAUUGUUAAUAAUAAUAUAAUUUGACCAAUGCAGUAUUUGUAAAGUUUAUAUUAUUAUCUCUAAUAAUCAAAUGUGUAAUGUUGGUGUAAGCACUUAAGAGCUCUUUACUACUGUAGUUUGGAGAGCGUGAUGAUGUUACUGAGCCACUUGGCUGCUAACCCUAUCAAUGCAACCUGCUGUUAAAUGCUUUCUCUGCUGUAUCCUUGUCCCAUCCUGUAUGCCUUGUCUCAUUCUGUAGCUACUUUGUUUCUGCCAAAAUUAUAAUGACUAGAAUCGUGUGAGCGUAUACUUUUUGAUGUUAUAUUCACAAAUAAAUCAUGAGAAUUGAGGCACAUAGGGAUUCAGCAGUACAGCUGAUAUCUGGCCAUCAUAAGAAGCAGAUCUCACUCUUCCUAGUUGGGUGUUCCAUGAAGCAGGCUAAGUGUGUAAGCCCCACAAAGAGGAUUAGGGCAGGUUGAGCUCAGUAACCAUGGCUAAUAAGCAUCACAUUUUAGUCUGUUCUGUCCAGGACAAAAGACAAAAGAUUUGAUUAGAUAAACUUUAUUAAUCCCAUGGGGAAAUUCAGAUUCAUACACCAGCAGCAACAUUAAAAAAAUGAAAAAUGAUGACGUGUAGUGUGGAGUUGUGGAUUUAGGAGUUCAUGGUGGCUGCCUCACAGUUAGGAGACCUGGGUUCGCUUCCCGGGUCCUCCCUGCGUGGAGUUUGCAUAUUCUCCCCGUGUCUGCGCGGGUUUCCUCUGGGUACUCCGGUUUCCUCCCACAAUCCAAAGACAUGCAGGUUAGGUGCACUGGCAAUUCUAAAUUGUCCCUAGUGUGUGCUUGGUGUGUGUGUGUGCACACGCCCUGCGCGGGGUUUGUUUCCUGCCUUGCUCCCUGUGUUGGCUAGGAUUGGCUCCAGCAGACCACCGUGAUCCUGUAGUUAUGAUAUAGCGUUUUGGAUAAUGGAUGGAUGAAACUUCCAUUCAAUCAGACAAAAAAAACUUGUAGAAAAGUUAUGACUUUGUUAGCACAUUUAAUUUUGCAGCAUUCUUAGUUAUAUGCUAUACUGUCCAUUGGAAAUACCCAGAAUUAAUAAUAUAUCACAUUUAAAGUAUGUCAUUCAUGCUCAUUGUACUGUAUUUGGUCAGAGAGAGGAGAAAGAAAAAAUAUUUACUUGUAAUGGAGGGAUAAAAAUCAUAAAUACUAUAAAUACAGAUACUAUAUUAAACUCAAGUUGCAAUCUGCCACAGUUACAAGGUUUUUCAAAUAGACUACAAUGCACAUUAAAGGACUUUUAAAGGCAA
Erpetoichthys calabaricus (reedfish) is the source of this 2935-nucleotide messenger RNA. RefSeq names its product dehydrogenase/reductase SDR family member 13-like. The transcript is spliced from 5 exons. The record is from RefSeq and is a predicted model, not a curated record. NCBI's taxonomy places the organism in Eukaryota, Metazoa, Chordata, Cladistia, Polypteriformes, Polypteridae. The coding region runs from base 14 to 1006 and encodes 330 amino acids.